CGUGAGCAAUAAUAGCAGCAUGGAUGAAAAGGGCGGUUAAAAAUCGGGGUUGCUCUUUCGAAGCAAGGAGAGUGCGCUGCGGAAGCACGUGGCGGGUAUAAGAAGAGCCGCGCGUAUCGUUACUAGUCACUGUACAUCUUAUUUUAGCAGAGCUCGCAAGUGUCGCGCGUACCGUACGAUAUAUUUGCAUAGGACGAAAAGGAACGGUGGUGAGACGAUUUUUCGUAAUCAUAACAUCCCAUUAAGUGAAGAAUUAGUUUUCGAAACAGAAACUGCGGAUAGGUUUCAACAGUGAAAUACGAUACCAGUGUAAGAGGCAUGUGGUUGGCGCUUCCUAUGGUUUCUCUUUUGAUACGCGCGAUUCUCGCAAAUUCAGAAAUCGACAAUAUGGUCCUACCGGACAUAAUGGACCUUGAAAACGAAAGCGACGAUAUACUGACCGAUAAUUAUACCGAAAGACCUGGGAACGAUAUAUGGAAAGUGUGGAAAAAGACAUCGUUCGACCCUUGGAGUGGUAAACGAGCAAAAGAGUAUUCUCGAUCGAAAAUCGAUUCACAAGGAAAACGAACGAAACUUACACACGAUUGGUACGAUCAAGACACACCUACGAAUGAAUUUAGCAAUGUUAAAAGAAUAACAGAAAGUGUCGAGUGGACGCCUUUUAAUAGUUGGGGUGGAAAAAGAGCGGAGAAACUGAACAAUCGAGAUUCAAUUUUAGCAUUAACGAGAGAUCCUCAUAACCUUCACCCGAUGGCAAAAGAUGAACUCAUUGCAGGAAGAAAACUUGGCGACGAAAAACUCGCUAUCGAAAUGAAGAAUUGGUUAUCUUCUAUGUGUAACACCUGCGCUAAAAAACAUUGUUGCAGUGAAAUUGAGAAGAAAACGGAACAAAACGAACAAUAUAAGAAACCCAGAGCGUGGGGUCCAUGGCAUGGGAAAAGAAGUUUAAAAACAUAUACCUUUCGUUUCGGAAAUGAAUACUUCACGGUACCGGCCAAUUCUAUAAAAGGCGAGAGGAACUUUUCUCCUUUCAGAGAACACAAUUAAUCGCACACUGAUUAUUCUAUCCGAUUAGAUAAAUCCAUAGAACGUCAUAAAAUUUGUAAAGCGGUUUGGCGCGUUCGAUUCUAUUCUACUUUGUACAAUCGUGUAUCUUCUGUUUGGAACACGUUUAUCCGAUCUAAUUGUGCAGGAGAUUGGAAAUAAAUAAGUUCUUUAAUAUCUGUAACAUUCGAAUUUUGGAUGCGAAAUAUGUCAAGUGAUAUAUGUACACAUAUGUGUUAUAUAGCAUUAUGAAUAAAUAUCUGUUUAAUCAGAA
Bombus pascuorum is the source of this 1318-nucleotide messenger RNA. RefSeq lists its product as uncharacterized. The coding region runs from base 319 to 1047 and encodes 242 amino acids. The transcript has 4 exons. The record is from RefSeq and is a predicted model, not a curated record. Lineage: Eukaryota; Metazoa; Arthropoda; Insecta; Hymenoptera; Apidae.